UUGGCGAAAGAACGGCGGGGCGGGAUAUCCUGCUCGCUGAUUGGUCGAAAGCUUUUGAGUUUACCCCGUUUCUUCCUGGCUGUCUUGAUCAGAGGAAAUUUGGUUGUUUGUAAAUCAUUGCAACGAUAGGGAAAGUUGGCAACAUCAUGCCACUAAGAAAAAGCUGUAGUCUGUUUUUAUUUCUUAUUUUGUCGUUCUUUUUAACUGCACAAUGCAAAUUCCCGACUCUUGACCACAUUAAACCCAGAACCAGCGACAAGGUUCAGACUCGAGCGGUGUCCGAGCUCCUGAAGAGGCUGCUGGGAAACAGAUCAGCGGAAUUCUUUGUGUCUGUGAACCGGAGUCUUUCCAACAACAGUCUGGAAGUGUGUGAGCUCAGGUCCACCAAAAACAACAAGGUCUUCGCUUCAGGCAGCACCGGCGUGGCUGUGGCUACUGGUAUUUACAACUACCUGAAGUAUUUCUGCGGCUGCCAUGUCUCGUGGUCCGGAGACCAGCUGGAUCUACCCAGUCCCCUGCCAAAACUCAGCGGAGUUCUGCGCAUCAGCAGCCAGCACAGAUUCCGUUACUACCAGAACGUCUGCACGUUCAGUUACUCCUCUGUGUGGUGGGACUGGCCGAGGUGGGAGAGAGAGAUCGACUGGAUGGCACUGAAUGGCAUCAACCUGCCACUGGCUUUCACUGGACAGGAAGCUCUGUGGCAAGAGGUUUACCGUGCUCUGGGUUUGAACCAGUCAGAGAUUGAAGAGUUCUUCUCCGGCCCAGCUUUUCUUGCCUGGAACCGAAUGGGAAACAUGUUCAAGUUUGGCGGACCUUUGCCACAGUCUUGGCACGUGAACCAGCUCUAUCUCCAAUUUAAAAUUCUGGAGAGAAUGAGAUCCUUUGGCAUGGUUCCUGUGCUGCCAGCCUUCUCUGGGAAUGUUCCCAAGGGAAUUCUCAGACUCUAUCCUGAUGCCAAUAUAACCAGACUGGCUCCUUGGUCUCAUUUCAACUGCAGCUUCUCCUGCUCCUAUAUCUUAGACCCCCGGGACCCACUGUUUCUCCAGAUCGGUUCCCUCUUCCUGUCCCUGGUGAUGAAACAUUUUGGGACAGAUCACAUUUACAACACAGACACGUUCAACGAGAUGAAUCCUCCAUCCUCCGACCCGGCUUAUCUAUCUGCCGUCAGCAGCUCCGUCUUUUCAUCGAUGACUGCAGUUGAUCCUCAAGCUGUUUGGCUGAUGCAAGGCUGGUUGUUCAUCAAUAAUGCAACGUUCUGGAAACCAGCCCAGAUUCGGGCCCUGCUACAUGGAGUACCCCUCGGACGAAUGAUCGUGCUGGACCUGUUUGCAGAAACGGAGCCGAUGUUCUCUUCCACUGAGUCCUUCUAUGGGCAGCCAUUCAUCUGGUGCAUGCUGCACAACUUUGGUGGUAACAGUGGUUUAUUUGGCACAGUGGACAGCAUCAACUCUGGGCCUUUUAAGGCCAUCCAGUUCCCCAACUCUACGCUGGUGGGCUUGGGCAUAGCUCCUGAGGGCAUUGGGCAGAAUCCAGUGGUCUAUGAGUUGAUGAGUGAAUUAGCCUGGCGCAAAGAGCCAGUCAACUUGUCCAAGUGGGCUACGUUGUACGCGAUGCGUCGGUAUGGCAGCACUCUGGAGAACCUGAGUGCUGCUUGGACGCUGCUCUUCAGGAGCGUCUAUAACUGCACCAUACCACAUUACAAGAACCACAACCACAGUCCACUGGUGCGCCGGCCGUCAGUCCACAUGAACACAAGUCUGUGGUACGACCCGGCAGAUUUGUUCAAAGCCUGGAAACUGAUUGUGGAGGCGGCUCCUGCUCUCAUGUCCAGAGAAACCUUUCGAUACGACCUUGUUGACGUGACUCGUCAGGCUCUACAAGUGCUGACCACGUCCUUUUACCAGGACAUUGUCGGAGCCUUUCAGAAACAAAAGAUCUCAGAGCUAUUGGCGGCAGGCGGCGUGCUGAUCUAUGACCUCCUGCCUGAGCUCAGUCGUUUGCUGAAUAGUGAUCGCAAUUUCCUGCUGGGGACAUGGCUGGAGCAGGCACGGUCCCAAGCACUGGAUGAAGGGGAGGCCCAGCUUUAUGACAUAAAUGCCAGAAACCAGCUGACACUGUGGGGCCCCAGUGGUGAGAUCCUGGACUAUGCCAGUAAAGAGUGGGGAGGCCUCAUGGAGGACUACUACGCCCAGCGCUGGGGGCUUUUUGUUCACAUGCUGGUUGAGUGUCUGGACAGUGGACGACCAUUUAAGCAGGACACCUUCAACCAGGCAGUGUUUCAGGUGGAAAAAGGAUUUGUUUACAACAGCAGACGCUAUCCCACCAAACCUCAGGGAGACACCUACGAGAUUGCCCUGAGAAUAUUUCUCAAGUACUAUCCACAGGCCUUAGAGAGAUUAAAGUGAAAGGAGGACACGCUAAAGAGGAAAAACUCUUACUAAGCCACAGCAAAAAGAAUGUCUUCCUUCAGCUCCAGUUGAACCUCUUACCAAAUCCUCAGAAGCAGCACAGGAAGUGAUAUGAAUACACAGAGUUCAGUUAAACAACACUGACUUGUGAAAGAGUAGACAAUUAACAGAUGUGUUUGGUGACCACUUUGAUUUGAAGACCUUACAGAAGGACAACAGUGGACACGAGGACAGUCCUCACAAACUCUACCUUAACUGGGUUUGGUUUAAAGAUAGAUUUACGUUCACUGAAGCAGUGGAUUUACAUGUAAAAGUGACUGACUACACGGUGCAAACCUACUGAGAACAAGCUGUCCACUAAGCACCAGGUGAUCGGUCUAUUUUUCAUCUUUUUAACUCUAUUUAAAUUUUACUAUUUUCUCCUGUGACUGUAUUCUAACCCCUCGUGCUGCUGCCUGGCAGGUCCAAUGACUCUGUUGUCCAUAGUCAUUAAUGACAUGUUUAGAUGUUAACUGCAGUACAUCACACAUUGUCAGAACAAAGGCUUUUUAAUAAUAUGUAUAUUUGUUUGGUUAAAAUGUCAGUAUUGACAGUGUUAGUAUCAUGGGAGAAAAACAAUGUAUGUAGCACUACUACGUCAAGAGACGGGAAACGGAAUAUUUGUCAACCAACAGUAUUACUGUAGUUUUCUGUAGUGCUAAAUUUUGUAUUUUGAAUAAAGUGUUGAUUCUUCUUAAAGAAUA
Messenger RNA from Cynoglossus semilaevis (tongue sole), 3151 nucleotides. RefSeq names its product N-acetylglucosaminidase, alpha (gene naglu). The transcript has 6 exons. Bases 147 to 2405 code for a protein of 752 amino acids. NCBI's taxonomy places the organism in Eukaryota, Metazoa, Chordata, Actinopteri, Pleuronectiformes, Cynoglossidae. The record is from RefSeq and is a predicted model, not a curated record.